Molecule: messenger RNA, 123 nt
Organism: Trypanosoma cruzi
Lineage: Eukaryota; Euglenozoa; Kinetoplastea; Trypanosomatida; Trypanosomatidae
Product: dephospho-CoA kinase, putative
Exons: 1
Biological process (GO): coenzyme A biosynthetic process
Molecular function (GO): ATP binding; dephospho-CoA kinase activity
Source: RefSeq, a predicted model, not a curated record
AUGUUGCUCAUUGGUCUGACAGGUGGCAUUGCGUGUGGGAAGUCCACGGUAUCGACGAUGCUGGAGAAGCAACAUCAUCUUACGGUAAUUGACGCGGACCGUGUAGUGCGGGAGCUGCAACGC